AGCAGGUACAUCGCAGUUUGGUUCCUGUGUCUCUCUGCUGGGAAGACUUGAAACCGUCCAGGAUGGCUCUGAUCGCCUUUUCGCUUCUUUUGCUCCUCUCUGUUAAAUUCGGGUUCUCUGCUGGAGAUAAAAUUCUACCCCAAGGUCCUCUGGAUGUAAUGCUGGGGAAUAAUUUGACCAUAAAUCUCCUGCUUCCAGCAGGAGAUGGCGAUUCCGUAGGCUGGAGUUGUAACGAUAAAACUAUUGGUAGUUUUGGGGCUGGUAAGGUUACAAUUCAAGACCCAUAUAAAGGCAGAGCUGUUAUUUACAACAACGGGUCCCUGACUCUGAAGUCCCUAAAAUCAGAGGACAGCGGGUUUUGUGAAUUAAGUCUWUUCAGGAGUGGAGAAUUUAAUCAAGCAAAGGUUGAAGUCCGAGUUAUGGAGCCGGUGUCUAAUGUCAUGAUCAAGUCAGACCUUCCUGAAGCCAUUGAGUACAACAGCACAGUGGUUCUUACCUGCUCGUCUAAAGGGACUUUCCUGAGCUUCACCUGGAUGAAUGACAGCAAGAUCAUUGCUUCUGAUGACAAACGRUUGUCAGAGAAAGGAUCUAAGCUGACCUUCACCGGUGUCCAGAGGUAUGACCUGGUUGGCCCAAUUGUCUGCACAGCAGCAAACCCACUGGAAAAAAUGAGCAGCCCCACAUUCAAYCUCACAACCUACUAUGGACCUGAGGAUGUCACCAUUAAGGCCUCUUCACAGGGGAAAUAUGUCCCGUCCAAUUCGGAUUUCAACCUGACAUGUUCGGCCUCCUCCAAACCCGCUGCCACUUUCACCUGGUUUUAUAACACAAAGCAGAUAGAGGCCAGUGGUCCAGUCGUCACCCUGAAAGCCAUUGAGGGGCAGGGACUUGGGCACACGAUGGGCAACUACAGGUGUGUCGCUAAAAAUGACAAGACCAAACGAGAGGUUCCAUCUACUGAUGUUCAGUUCUCCGUGAUGGAGGCCAUUUCUGGUGUUAAAUUAAGUGGUCCAAAAGGUAUCCUCAUCGCUGGCAACAGCAGCGCCAACCUCACCUGCCAGGCAAAUAAAGGCAACGUGACAGAGAGAGUCUGGCUGAAGGAUGGUAAACCCCUUUCCCCCGACUCCCAUAUCAAAUUCUCCAGCGAUAGUACCUCCAUAAACAUCGACGUGCUGAAUAAAGAGGACAACGGAGAUUACAUAUGCCGGCUCAGCAACUCUGUCAGCACAAAAGAAGCUAACUUCACAAUGGUGGUCAACUAUGGUCCUGAACCACCAGAGGUGAAGGGAAACAAAGAAGUGCAGUUGAACACACGUGUGGAGCUCACCUGUUCUGUCUCAUCCGUCCCUCCUGCCAAAAUUAUUUGGAAGCUAAAUGGGACAGUGAUYUCUGGUCAAACAAAAGAGAAGUUGAUCUACGAUGAAAUAGAMUAUAAGAGCUCAGGAACAUACACAUGUGAGGCAAGCAAUGAAGUCACUGGGAAGUCCAGCAGCUCCCCCCCUCUCUCUGUCGCUGUCAAAGAAAAGAUAGACGAAGGUCUCUCAGACGGAGCUAUUGCCGGAAUCGUCAUCGCAUGCCUUGUCGCAGUUGGAGUCUCCAUCGCCUUGUUCUUCUACUGCAGAGGGAAAGUACCAGUGUCGUCACCAUACUAAAGACGUCCGUCUGCUGGCUUGAAAUGUCUACCGUUUGGGUACCCAUGAUCCUCUUGUGCAUCUGGGAGGAGCGCUUGGGUGGAUCCAGCUGGUUUCCUUUGAGCAACUCGUCCAACCAGCUUCUUCAUUAUGCCUCUCUCUUUCUCCCUCUCCCUGGCAGACAAGGAUUAUGGAAGUCUAGGUUUACUGGAAUACUAGAUCAUGUUACGCUUUGGAUUACAAACCUUUUAAUUUUACUGCAACUAUCUUCAAUUUCAUUUUUAUUUUUCGUUAAUAAGCUGUUCCACUUCUCUGGAUCAGUUGCUUUUUUUUGUCUGCCUUAACUACAACAUGUUACCAAACCUCGUCCCUUAGCUUCUGUCUUCCUUCCUGCUUUUUUUUUUUUUUUCCUGGGGAGGAAUCAGAAAUUUCUGCCGUGGAGACGCUUCUUUGACUAAAGCUCAUGAACCGGUGACUGCGAUGAGUGACUGUCUUUAUCCUGCUGGAAACCUGAGGAGAACACACACAUACACACACACACACACACACAUACACAGAGAUAAUACCUAAAGUAAUGUGAUGCAUACAUGCAUGGGUGAUCAAAACCCUGGAGGCCACAGGGGCAGAAUCUGGGGUAGUCUGGUUAAAAACGUAGCAGGAAUACAUUGUAUUUGAUUUAUGUCGCUGUCGGUUCCACGUAGGUGGAGUUACGCAGAUAAAGAKCCAAGCACAGCGGAGGGUUUUCAGGAUAAACAUCUUUCUCAGAGCUUUCAUCUGUAAUGCCUCAGUUUGUUUGGUGCUCACCAAAGCAUAAGAAGUUUUUUUUUUUGCCACGCCUGCUGAGUCAACUUUUUUUUUCAAUUUAUCCUAAACUGAGGUCACUACAAGCCUGUCAGCAUCUCUUCCUCAACCUGACAGCUUCACUCAGCAUCACUUUUGUGUAAAAAUGAGCAAAGCUGUAAUAUUUACUGAAUUUAUCCUGUCUCUUUUAUACUAGCAGACCUCCAUGAUCUUUUAAAAUAAUAGAUGUAUAAUACUUAUUGAUUGAAAUCCUUAAAAUUCCACUUUGUAAAAUAAAAAAAACAAUCAGAUAAAUAUGCUCAGAUGGUAAAACUAACAGAAGCAACACAUUUAACUGCUUUCUGUGUGAUUCUUUUCAAAGUUUCAAAGUCUUUAGUCUAUGAUGAUAAAAAAAGCCUCAAAAGAAAGAUAACUAUAAUACCCAUCAUGCAACAUUUUGUAUCUAAUAUAUCAAAACCAAUGUUUUUUUGUUUUAUUUAAUCUGAUCAAUAUGAGCAUUUAUGCAGCYUUAGGUGGUUAAAAAAUUCAACCAUCUUGUUUGKUUUUUUUUGCCACCUCUUUUACUUUUUUAAUCCGACUSUGCAAACUUGUUUGAGUUUCUUCAAACAAGUGUUGCUCUGUAAUCUUAGCUGGCUCCUGCGACUCCUCUCAGCUAUCCGUCCUGUUCCUUUAUAUGUUGUUCUCUGAAGCUCAGGAUCCGCCCUCCCAGUUUGACUCAUCCUGUCAUCUUGGGAAGAACAGACAGAGGAGGAGGGAAGGGUUGAAGACAGGACUCAGCAUGCAGAGSCACUUCAGUCAGGUUCGGAGGAAGGCAGGAAGAAAAAGCGAGCGGGAAAGUGUCUUAGGCUUCAAAUUCUUUAAGAACUGGAGGGAAAGUCUGAUGAGCUGUCACUAUGCUGCUCGUUUUCUAACCACAACUGUAAAGAAGUUGCUUUAAACUAAAUUAUGGCUUUUAGAGACUUUGUGAAACUAGUUUUAAUUUGAAAAGGCUUCUGAAAAACAUAUCUGUGGUAUUUUGAAGUUCAGCAUUUAGCUGUUUCUUCCUGAGUAUUUUGUCAGCAUCAUAAAAAAACAAAAAUCUUUGUGUGGUUCAUGGUUAUGUGUGAUCUCAGACUUCAACCUGCACUGAUMUCCAGUAAAACAAGUAUUUAUUUUGUUGAGUUUUAGAAGAAAAAACAACCUUUAGAGUCAUKGGAGCUGAAGAUCGUAGCCUGUCAGCAGGUCACACAGGCAGAAACUCUUUAUCUGUUUGAGUUGUAGGUGAAGAACAUAAAUGACUUCAGGUCAUUUUGCACCUUCAUCAAUUCGUACCCCUGUUUGGAUUCAUGCUUUGUCAUUUCGUCCAUAUUUCUGUAAUUUAUUUAAAUUUGUCAAUAAAUGUUUAAUCAAGGCAAUAAAUUAGUCAUGGAAAACCUCAAAUCUUGGAAACCUGAUACCAGGGCUGUAAUUAUGAGGAUGAAUGUUCCUCGUCAGGCAUGUUGCUGCAGUUUACAGUAGAUAAAUAGUUAAAUAUAAAUUGCCUUGAAUGCUUUUAGAUCUUCGCUUUAUAGUUUUUUUUUUAAAGAAACAACCUGUGUGUAUGUAAUUGUUAGAUAUUUCUUGCAACAUUUCCAGAAAUAUCUUCUUCCACACAAAACUAUGUAGCUAUGCCUGUAGGUUAAAUAGAAAACAAAAACUAAACUGUUUUUUUGCCCAAGUUCUCAAAACAGGUAUAAAUCCUCCCAAAUCCAGGUACGAAUCGGUACAAAGCAUCMUGUGGCACCAGGUUCCUGCACCCACUCAAACUGAGUAUUGACAAGUUUAAAACAUAUUUAUGUGUUGAGUUUACAAUAGAAUAUAGUGCAGAGAAUGUAUUCAUAACAACAUGUAAAUAUGACAUUUGUUGCCCUAAACRAGACGUGUUCAUAUGUUUUAAACUGCAUGAAACUGCCCUUGUUGUAUAUAGAUGUUGUAUUCACUGUACACAGAUUUUGACUUUUUUGGAUUAUACAUAUGGGGUAAAUGUGUGUUUACUGUUUAAUAUUUUUCAGAGAUGUUUUGUUAUCUUUUAAGUUUGUGUACAAACGUAAAAAGUCAUAAAAGUCUUGAAAAUAUUUUCAUAACUUUGAUUUGUUUCACCUUUUUUAUUUGUUGAUUUUUUUUAUGGGGAAAAUUAUGCUUCUAUUUUAAAUGGUGUUUUAAAAAAAAAGGGAAAUAACCAAUCAGAGUAGACGUGUGUCUUCAAACCAUCCAAUCACAGCGCUGGCCUGUUUGAGCAUGGCAGUGAUCUACAGGCGAAGGAGCGGCCGGAUCUCAUGUGUCAUUCACUCACAAAUGGAAACACUGACAGGGACUUGUCUCAACAAGUUAUUUGCAAUGACACGUUCCACUCUGCUAAUAUAAAAAAAAAAACAAUCUUUUGCUUUUUUGACUUAAACUGACAAAUCAAAGUUAAUAAAAAUGGCUAUGUUGACUAAGACUG
Molecule: messenger RNA, 4893 nt
Organism: Poecilia reticulata (guppy)
Lineage: Eukaryota; Metazoa; Chordata; Actinopteri; Cyprinodontiformes; Poeciliidae
Product: cell adhesion molecule CEACAM20
Source: RefSeq, a predicted model, not a curated record